Diospyros lotus (date-plum) is the source of this 1416-nucleotide messenger RNA. RefSeq lists its product as uncharacterized. The coding region runs from base 1 to 1416 and encodes 471 amino acids. The transcript has 2 exons. Lineage: Eukaryota; Viridiplantae; Streptophyta; Magnoliopsida; Ericales; Ebenaceae. The record is from RefSeq and is a predicted model, not a curated record.
AUGGAAAGCCCUUCCAACGAAAGUAUCCUGACCGCGAUCUCCACUGGGCUUCAUAAAGACGGGAAGCUCUACGAAAGCAUUUACAAGUCACCAGUAAGAGACUUGGGCAAGUUUUAUGAGCGAGCUACAAAGGAGGUUCAGUGGGAGGAAGCUUUUGGCUUGAAAAAGCCAAGCAACCAGAAGAAAGGGGGAGAGCACAUCAGCCAAAAUAAGAAGAGAGGUGACGAUAACGCGCGCAAGGAAGGUCAAGGGCAGAGCCCCAAUGAUCAGACUGCCAAGAAGGUAAGAUAUGAGCAGGGAGUGGAACGACCUGCACGCCAAGGUCGGUAUGACAAUUACAGUGUCUUCUCUGAUUCCCAGGACAUGAUUUUCACCACGGAGCGUAACAAGGACGACUUUAGAAGGCCUAACCCUCUAAAGACUCCCGACAAAUAUAGAACCAAGAGCAAAUUCUGUGCCUAUCAUAAUGAGGUGGGGCACACCACCUCCGAGUGCUGGGUGCUGAAGGAUACGAUUGAAAAACUAAUCAGGAAAGGUCGACUACGUCACUAUGUGGUGCGUCCUAGGGAUCAACAGUCAAAACAGCCAGCCCAACUAAGUCCUCACCGAGCUCCCGAGCCGGACCAAACACCCACGGUGAGAACCAUCUUUACUAUUCAUGGAGGGCCUCAUAUCACAAGGACUUCUGACAGAUCGCACAAACGAUACGUUCGGGAAGCCGACCACCUUCUGCUCAUCGGGGAUGGUAGUCAAGGAGAACCUUCAAAGAAAGCCCGAAUGGCUUCAGAUGACAUCUUUUUCACCAAGAAUGAUUCCAAAGAUUUGCACUGGCCGCACAACGAUGCCCUUGUGAUCCGAGCUCGGAUUGGCAAUAUGGAGGUGCGGAGGAUCAUGGUGGACACAGGUAGCUUGGUAAACGUCAUGUACAGAGGGUGUUAUGACCAGAUGGGGCUACGGCCAGAUCAGCUGAUAGCAUCUCCAGAGCCACUAUAUGGAUUCACUAGCGACGCAGUAAUCCCGAAAGGACGUAUAAAGCUCCUACUAACAGUUAGAGGAGCGGAUCUCCAAACCACGGCAAUGGCAGAUUUCCUUAUCAUUGAUAGUCCCUUAGCAUACAACGUCGUCAUGGAGAGACCUGUCAUGAAUGACCUGGACCUAGUUAUCUCAACCAAGGCCUUGACCGUCAAGUUCCCAACCCUGAAUGGGACUGGACAUGACUCAGUGGAAAAAAAUGUGAAUAUGGUCUCUGGAGGGGAGGCCCGCAUCAUUAAUAGCCGGGGAGUCAGCCACGACCUGGACUUGCUCGACAUGGAUUGCGAUCGAGCUGCCAGCCCGGCAAAUGAGCUGGAAGAUGUUGCAGUCAGUAACCACGAUGCUGAAAGGCGCCUUCAGAUAGGCAAAGGUCUAUCCCCCUAG